This is a messenger RNA of Puccinia triticina, 639 nucleotides long. RefSeq lists its product as uncharacterized. The record is from RefSeq and is a predicted model, not a curated record. Bases 1 to 639 code for a protein of 212 amino acids. The transcript has 8 exons. NCBI's taxonomy places the organism in Eukaryota, Fungi, Basidiomycota, Pucciniomycetes, Pucciniales, Pucciniaceae.
AUGUUUUGCGCAAAACUCAUUGUUUUAGCCUUGGCUCUUGUCGCGGGUAAUGUCGCUGGAGCUGCCUCCGAAACUCAGCCCAAGCGCUCCCAAUGUGCCUUGUGGAGGGCUAAAUACAAGGGUCAAUCAACCACCCACCAGUCUGUCGUUGUCAAAGUGAUGAAACCGCGCAUGACCCCUAAGACUCAAAAAGCUCAGCCACAAGAUGCUGGUCUUAGACGCCGCAACACCCCCCCUCACGAGAUGGGUAUGGACAUUGCGGGCGGUCCACACUCAGUUUGUGACCCAGAGCGCGGUUACGAUACCAAAAAAAUAACAGGUGCUUGUCUCUGGACUGGACAACGUCAGUCACCCGAGUUCACAAAGGACGGCUAUUACCCAGGUUGGGUUAACGGUGACCACAAAGAAAACUGCUACAGAAAGCUUUGGUUGAAACCCGACCAGGGACCAGUCGUCUAUGCACCUGUUAUCGAUGGAUGCGCCUUUGCCAAUGAAGGACAAACUAUCAGUGAGGAUGAUGGCUGUGCAACCAUCUGGGUAACCCGAAAGUUGUUCACUGCACUCGGCGGUAAAAAAGACCAACACAGUGUGUGGAUCCACAGCUGGGACUUUGAGAAACAUCAAGGCCCGGGUAACUAG